Serpula lacrymans var. lacrymans S7.9 is the source of this 1256-nucleotide messenger RNA. RefSeq lists its product as uncharacterized. Gene Ontology annotation, molecular function: fructose-2,6-bisphosphate 2-phosphatase activity. Bases 115 to 1035 code for a protein of 306 amino acids. Lineage: Eukaryota; Fungi; Basidiomycota; Agaricomycetes; Boletales; Serpulaceae. The record is from RefSeq and is a predicted model, not a curated record. The transcript has 8 exons. Gene Ontology annotation, biological process: fructose 2,6-bisphosphate metabolic process; negative regulation of glycolytic process; fructose 1,6-bisphosphate metabolic process. Gene Ontology annotation, cellular component: cytosol.
AUUGCAAGCAUGCACCGCCUUUCGUGCACAACAUUCAGCUCAGGCUGGGAAUUACAUGUCAUUCAUUGACUAAUACUAUUAUCUGUCACGGCGAUAAUAUCCAGAUCUUACACAAUGAUUACCGUAACAUUUAUCAGACAUGGAGAAUCGACAGACAACCUGCGUUCCGUGUGGGCAGGAUGGGCAGAUGCUCCCCUCAGCAAUCACGGUAUGAACCAAGCUAGAGCUCUUGGACAGUCUCUUUCCAGUAUUCGACUUACAGCAAUAUACGCGUCCACACUCAAACGUGCCUUUACCACGGCACAGGCUGUACAUGAUGCUCAGCCUUCCCCACAACCACCCUUGACUGCAUCUCCGCUAUUGCGAGAGCAACAUUUUGGUAUCGCGGAAGGAAACCCAUGGGCACUGCAUGCAGACGAGAACGUACCCGUUGAAGACUAUUACGCACAGGGCGUGUUUCCAGUUCUCUACGAGCGCCAUGAAAAGUUUCCCGGUGGUGAGAGUCUGGACGACGUUGGCAAAAGAGCAGACCAGGCAAUCGAGGAGUUUGUCAUACCACAUAUCCGGCUCGCCGCUAGAACAGGAACUCAGGGCGUCCAUAUCGCUCUAGUCAGCCAUGGUUUAUGUAUCGGUGAACUCGUUGCGGCAGUUAUUCGAAAGGAUACUAGUGGAGAUCAUACUCGUGAUUAUAGAGGACUGUUGAACACGGCUUGGACGCGUGUUACUAUCGGAGUUAAGGGAUUAAAAGAAGGUGAUGUGCUGGACUUUGCUGAUGAAGAUGCCAUUCCGCUUGUUGUGAAAGUAACUGAGUUUAACCGUCAUGAACAUAUCGACAAUAUUAAACGACAGAAGGGCGGCAUCGGUAGCGCAGCGUUCGACCCGAAACAACAGGAUAUUAGAGCAUUCUUUGGCGGUGGUGGCGUGCACAAACCUGUAGAAGCCUUAGAACACAGCGAGAGCAAUGCAGCAGACGAAGUCGGGCUAGAUCAAAAUUGCAUAGCAGGGUCCAGUAGCACGAACAUAUUGAAGCUUUAGCUACGAGAGAAGUGUGUGCUCUUUCUUGUGAAUAGAGCUGGGCAUCGCUGUGACACCUGAACUUCGUUGAUUACGGUACAUCACUAGGCACCUCAGAAAUACUUCUAUUCCUUCAGCUUAGCUUUUCAAUUCAGCAGAGAGAACUGACCUGUAUAUAUGACGUCGCAAACGCAGUCAAAUCCGCAUAUUCCAGACGUUCACCGGUACGGUAGUAAUCUCUU